Oncorhynchus tshawytscha (Chinook salmon) is the source of this 2359-nucleotide messenger RNA. RefSeq names its product ovarian cancer G-protein coupled receptor 1. Gene Ontology annotation, molecular function: G protein-coupled receptor activity. Lineage: Eukaryota; Metazoa; Chordata; Actinopteri; Salmoniformes; Salmonidae. The record is from RefSeq and is a predicted model, not a curated record. Bases 734 to 1588 code for a protein of 284 amino acids. Gene Ontology annotation, cellular component: membrane. The transcript has 2 exons. Gene Ontology annotation, biological process: positive regulation of Rho protein signal transduction; phospholipase C-activating G protein-coupled receptor signaling pathway.
CCCCUGAAUGAGUAGGUGUGUCCAAACUUUUGACUGGUUCUGUAUGUAACCCCACAAUUUCAACAUUAGUGACAAGGAAGACAUUUUUCUGAAGUAUUUGCACAAUAUUUUGUUUGUUGCAUUUGUGUGUGGUGGAGGACUGCUGUCACGUUUCAUCAUUGUCUCAACAUAUUGGUUUUAAGUCUGAUGGACCUAAACAUUGUGACUGACCUAUAAAAGUAUGGUGGAUUAUCACUAGUAAGUUUGUUUUAUUCUCCAGUAGCUGCCUGUACCACAGCACAUCAAGUCUGUGAAUAUAAAACUAACAGCUUCUUCACCCAAAAUGGUGUAUGCAUAUUAUAAGAUGUGUGAAUGAAGUGUAUGAUGUUACACGUCAGAUGUAAUAUUCCUGUUGUCAUUCUGAAAUACAUUGAAGUAGAAACUUCGUGUGGAAUGGAUUAGGUCCGGGAUCUUUUAACCACUGUUAGUAAUGUCAUAUGAUCUCCCUGGCCAAUAAGAAAUCGAAGACUGACAAAUGCUAUAGUAACACAAAUUGUGCAAUGACUUUUGACAUCCUGGAGUGGUGGACUUCCCGUCUCACAGUAUUUAAGGCUCAGACGUACAUGCUGUAUGGUCACUGGGUGUGCACCGUGAGUAUCUUGUAGGCACAGCAGGAAAAUAUUAAGGACCUUGAACUUGGAAUCUGAAGAACCCUGCCAUUCACUAGUUCCUGCAACAACAAGCAGCAUCAAGGAUGGAAGCAAGCCUCUGCAAUAUUUCGGACAACAUCACAUCAAAUAGGAGCCUCAUUGAAACCGUUGUACAGUGGACAACAUUCUCCAUUGGUUUUCCUCUGAUCUGUCUGUCAAUUUAUGCCAUGUACUUCCUGAUCAGAGCUGAUCACAUCGCUCCAGUCUAUGUUAUCAACCUUCUUAUUGCAGAUCUCAUUCAGAUUUGCAUGAGGCCAUUCAUACUGUCUGGUACCUGGCAAUUUAUAGUCAUGUUGAUUGAAUUCUUUGGUGUUAGUGCAAGCAUUGGUUUCAUGGUAUGUGUUGCUCUCGAGAGAUAUCUUGUGAUUGCAUUUCCUCUCUGGUACCGUUUUCGCCGUAACAUCAAAUACUCGCUCAUAAUGUCCUCCAUUAUCUGGCUUUUUCCUUUCAUCCAAAUCUCCAUGUUUUACCUCGCACCGACUAUUGAGAUUUCACUUAUUUUGUUUGCAGUUAACCUCCUCAUACCCUUUCCACUGCUUGUAUUCUUCCUAGUGGGCACGUUGAAAGCUCUGUCCGUCUCAAUCUCUGUGCCAGCUGUCGAAAAGAGACGGAUUAUUGGUACCCUGGCCCUUGUGCUGGGCAAUUACACAGUCCUGUUCCUACCCCUCAUCAUACAAUAUCUGAUAUCAGGGGUAACAUGCCAACACAAUGUGGAGAUUGGGACCAUCUUUGAGAGAUUCAGCCCCCUUGUGGAUCCUCUACUCUAUGUGUUCAUGAGAAAGGGAGCUAAGGACACUCUGGCCUUCCCCUGCUUCGACAAGCUCAUGGGUGACGAGGAGCAGAGUCAGGUCACCAACACUAUGACCAUGACUGAUAGUGGAGUAGAAGGCUCCAGGUAGGACAGAUCCAGGAUAAUGGACUGUAUCUGUAAUAUUCACUAUGUAUAACUCCUAUCAACUAUUUGUUAAAAUUAUCGGAUUGAAACGUUGUCAAAAAAGCGGUGAAUUGGGAGCUUUAACAGUGUGAACAUACCUUGUUCUUUUCUUUGUUAAAAUUAUACCAUACGGGCCUCCUGAGUGGCGCAGUGGUCUAAGGCACUGCAUUGCAGUGCUUUAGGCGUCACUACAGACCCGGGUUUGAUUCCAGACUGUGCCAUAACCGGCCGUGACCGGGAGUCGCAAGGGGUGGCACACAAUUGUCCCAGCAUUGUCCGGUUUAGGAGACGGUUUGGCCAGGGGGGAUUUACUUGGCUCAUCACGCUCUAGCGACUCCGUGUGGUGGCCCGGGCGCCUGCACGCUGACUUCAGUUGCCAGUGAAUGGUGUUUCCUCCGACACAUUGGUGCAGCUGGCUUCCGGGUUAAACGGAGGAUGCAUGACUCGACCUUUGCUGCAACUCCCCAACGGGCUCGAGAGGGGCAAUGAGACUAGAUCGCAAUUGGAUAUCACGAAAUUGGGGAGGAAAAAGGGGGUUAAAAAUUAAAUAAACCUACUUUACUUUUAUUGUUGUUAAAAUGUGAAGAGUACAUGCCUUUUCAAUAUACAAUGCAUAACAUACUGUAUUGUACACAGCCCUAUUCUGCAUUGCACUAUCUUUGUUGGGCUUGUAUUGCAGCUUUUCAGAAAAAUAUGGACUCCUUUCCUUCAAUAAAUUGAUAAUGUGGAUAUUUGA